This is a messenger RNA of Clavispora lusitaniae ATCC 42720, 1215 nucleotides long. RefSeq lists its product as uncharacterized. Gene Ontology annotation, molecular function: nucleosome binding. The record is from RefSeq and is a predicted model, not a curated record. Gene Ontology annotation, cellular component: Swr1 complex. Lineage: Eukaryota; Fungi; Ascomycota; Pichiomycetes; Serinales; Metschnikowiaceae.
AUGACUAGCCAGCAUCUAAUUCUUGAUAACGGCUCAUAUAAUAUCAAAGCGGGAUUUCUGUCACAAGAAAACCCUCUUUUGGUCCAUAAUGCACUAGCUAAAGCGAGAGACGGUGUCGUGUACAUCGGUAAUGAUUAUGUUCCACACACUAACUUGUACUCGGGAAUCAACUUCAAAAGACCACACGAUCUGGGCCAUCUCACAUCAUGGGAAACUGAGAAAACAAUAUGGGACUAUACAUUCGACAAGCUUUCGCCAAAAAAGGAACUUGAUCCACAAGACUUUCUGCUCAUACUUACAGAAACACCCUUCCAACUACCGCAGCUCUCGAUGAAUACAGACUUGAUCGUGUUUGAGGAAUAUAACUUCGGCCAGUACUAUCGCUGUAUUCCACCCCAACUUGUACCCUGGACGAAGGGAGACAAUCCAUCGGACUUUACGUUGGUUAUUGACUGCGGCUUCAGUGCUACACAUGUAGUUCCUGUUCUUUACCAAAGAGCUUAUUGGAAAGGCAUAAAAAAACUUCCAAUUGGAGGGCGGCACUUGAACAGUCUUUUGAAGGAAAUGGUGUCCUUCCGGCACUAUGACAUUUCUGACGAGCCUUUGCUCAUUAACACUGUGAAAGAGAAAACGAUGUACGUGGCUCCCGAUUUCCAGAAAGCACUCAAGCACAAGGCCGAGGCCCGUUGCGAAUUCGUCUUACCAGAUUUUAAAACUACAGUGACAGGAUACGUGCGUACAAAGGACACGAAGUUGCCCGAUGAUGCCCAAACUAUCCAAUUGUAUGAUGAGCGGUUUACAGUGCCCGAGCUGUACUUUCAUCCUGAAAUAAUGUUGGACAACAAUUCUUUCUCCACAAAUUCUGUCAUCCAGAAUGCAUAUUUCAAGAAUAUAACUGAUUUGGUUGUGGAGUCGAUCAUGGCAUGUCCAGAGGUAACAAGACCAAUUCUUCUGGCAAACUUAAGCUUUGUUGGAGGUAGCGCGAAUCUUCCAAACUUCAAGGAACGUCUCAUGUCAGAACUAGAGAAAGAAUUUCCAGUUAACUGGGUAGUGAAGGCUACGCCACAACCAUAUGACUUGGAUAAAGCUGCAUGGUAUGGAGGACAGGAGUUGGUUCAACAGGACAUUAUGAAGGAAAUUACGAUAUCCAAACAGGACUACUACGAGCACGGUGCCAAUUGGUGCCAAAAACAGUUUGGCUUUAGGAACUUCUAG